CCGGCUGCGCCCAGCUCUCCCAGCUGCCUUGGCUCCCGGGGUCGGCUGGUCUCCCCGACUCUCGUGGGUGGGCGUGCUGAGAGUCGCUGUUCUUCCGUGGCUUUUGGCUAAGGCCUUGGUCACCUGGCCGUCCUGGCGAGGGCCUCUGUGCUGCUGGGGCCCCCUCCUCAAUUGGGGAGGAGGAGCCCCCCUCUUUCAUUGCUGCCUACUGCCGAGGUACCUAGCAGGCCCUCCGGGAUACGGUUUGGCAGUUCUGGGCCAGUUCGCCCCUGUUUCUGACCACCCACACCAUGUCCCUGGUACUAAUACUCAAGGACAAGGAAACGAUCUUGUUUUUCUCUAAUGGUAUUUUUUCCUCGUGCCCCUCCCCCACGCACACUUGGAUGGCUCUGCACAGUUAUUCACCCACCCACGGUUCUGCCGCAUGUGAUGAAAGUGUCUGCUCUCAGGGAAAGCACAGCCAUGGCUUCCCCAGCGCCCCGGGAGAUGGAGGAGGAGCUGGUGUCUGCUGGCUCUGAGCCAGGUGACCCUCGGGCCAAACCCCCUGUCAAGCCCAAACCCCGGGCUCUGCCGGCCAAGCCAGCCCUGCCAGCCAAACCCAGCCUGCUGGUACCUGUUGGGCCUCGACCCCCGCGGGGUCCCCUGGCUGAGCUGCCUUCUGCCCGGAAGAUGAACAUGCUGGCGGGACCCCAGCCCUAUGGUGGCAGCAAGCGCCCCCUUCCUUUUGCACCGAGGCCUGUGACUGAGGCCUCUACUGCAGGGGAAGCCACCCCAGAGACUGGGAAAGAGGAGUCUGGGAAAGAAGAGCUUCCCCCCUUGACACCCCCAGCUCGAUGUGCCCCCUUCGGGGGUGUGCGGAAGGCCCCUGCUCCCUUCCGUCCAACCUCGGAGCGCUUUGCAGCCACCACGGUGGAGGAGAUCCUGGCCAAGAUGGAGCAGCCUCGAAAGGAGGUCCCGGCCAGCCCUGACCGCCUUUGGGGCUCCCGCCUCACCUUUAACCAUGAUGGCAGCUCCAGAUACGGCUCCAGGACCUAUGGUGUGACCACGAGUCCUCGGGAUGAGGAUGGUGGGACCCUCUCCAGGGGGUGGUCCCAGGAGGGGCCAGCGAAGGCCCCCAUGGAGUGCCUAGAAGAGCACAUCAAGACCCCCGAGGAGAGGAGCCCCCCUGCGGACCGGGCCUACAAUGGCGACCUGGCUCGGCUGGCCAGCUUGGAGCCAGCUGCCGAGGUUUCCAAGCCUUGGGUGCCCGCAAGUCCUGGCCCUGCUUCAAAGAAUGGAGACUCAUCCAGUCCAGGCCUUCCCACUAGAGCCUCAGGCCCAGCCCCUGGGUCUCCUUGUCCCCACUCACCAGAGAAGACUACCCUCCACCAAUCUCAGCUUCCGGAAGCCCAGAGUCCAGCUGCUUCUGGGGCUUCUCCCUGCCUCCCUACGACUCCAGACUCUCCAGCUGCUACCCUGCCUGAAGAGGGCUCCUGCCACCCCCCUAGCCCAGAGCCCUUUGCUGCGGGAGCCCCGGAGGCCUCCGGCCCCGGCAGCCCUCCCCUUGUCAAGGUCUCUGAGCGCCACAGCCCAGAACUGCUCCUGACCGCCUCACCCCGGCCCCUGUUGGAGGCGGACGAGUUGCUGGAUCUGCAGCGGACGUUUCCCUCUGGCGAGGAGGCUCCCCCGGCUCACCUCCGGCCCACCAGCCUGGCCCAGCGCCGAUUUUCUGAAGGCGUGCUCCGGCCUCCACCCCAAGACCAGGAGAAGCUGGGGGGCUCUCUGGUUGCCCUAUCCGAAGCCCAGGGGAGCCAGUCGGCCCUGGAUCGUCCCUUUGGGAGCGGGACAGAGUCCAACUGGAGCUUGUCACAGUCCUUUGAAUGGACCUUCCCGACUCGGCCUACGGGUCUUGGGGUAUGGCGGCUGGACUCCCCGCCCCCCUCUCCCAUCACCGAAGCCACUGAAGCUGCUGAGGCUGCUGAGGCUGGUGACUGGCCUCCAUCCAGCAGAGAGGAAGGAGAGUCCCAGCAGGGGCAGAGCGCCCGGUCAGCUCCGGAGGUGCCAGGAAGACCGGGUUCCUGGGUACAGGCUGAUGAUCUGGGCAUCUCCUCAAGCCCAAAGGGUUACAGGGAGAGUCAGCUGCAGGCCCCAGCUGUUCCCCCUGAGCCCCUACCAACAACAGGGAGCCCUCCUGGAUCCACCUUGCUGCAAGCCGAGGAGAGGUACGAGGAGGGGCAGCCCCUGGCCAGACAGGAGUCUCUGCUCCCUCUGGCCACUGGGGAGGCUGCUCUGCCCGUCCUGGAGCCCAUCCUGGGGCAGCAGCAGCCAGCACCCUUUGACCAGCCCUGCGUCCUCUUUGCCAACACCGCCGACCCCGGGCAAGCAUCACCUGCCGAGGAGGAGGCUGUGACCCUGACUCAGGCUGAGACCACCCAAGCCAGGACAGAGGCUCAAGACCCCCUUAGGGUGUCCCCGGAGCCUGUAGGCCCUGAGAGCAGCUCCCGCUGGCUGGAUGACCUCCUGGCUUCACCCCCACCUAGUGCUGGCAGUGCCAGGCGAGGAGCUGGAUCUGAACUGACUGAUGCGCAGACCCCGAGUGCCUGCCCCGAGGGACUCCUCGGUUGGGCCCAGAAGGAUCUACAGAGUGAAUUUGGGAUUGCAGCAGACCCCCCUCCCAGCAGCUUCAGCCCAGUGGUUUCAACCCAGCGGUUUCAGCCCAGCUGGUCCCAAGAUACCGCUCAGGACUAUGGCCUCGGGAGUGCCAGUCCUAGAGGGGACCCGGGCCUUGGAGAGAGGGACUGGUCCCCCAAGUGUGGUCAAGGAGUAGGGGAAGGGGGCACUAGGGAGUGGGCCAGCAGGCGAGGCACUGGCCAGGAGGAGGCGGAGGUCAGCAGCCCAGGUGGGAGUGGAGCUUCUGCCCCAGGGGGCCUGGCAGCCCAGGACCGGGUGAUUGGCAAGCCCACCCCACAAAGCCCGGAGGCAGAUGUCCAGGCCUGGGAGUUCACGAAGAGGGACCCUCAGGGUUCUUACUCCAGUCGGGACGCGGGGCUUCAGGACCAGGAAUUCGGGAAGAAGGAUUCACUGGGCUCCUAUUCCAGUCGGGACAUGGAACUUCAGAACCAGGAAUUCGGGAAGAGAGAUUCACUGGGCGCUUACUCCAGUCGGGACGCGGAACUCCAGGACCAGGAAUUCGGGAAGAAAGAUUCACUGGGCUCUUACUCCAGUCGGGACGCGGAACUCCAGGACCAGGAAUUCGGGAAGAGAGAUUCACUGGGCGCUUAUGGGAGCCGGGAUGCGGGCCUGCGGAACUGGGAAUUUGAGAAGAGAGAUUCUCUGGGUGUGUAUGGCAGCCGGGACACAGAUGAGCAGAGCCAGGAACUGGGGAAUAGCGAGCACCUGGGCAGGUACAGCAGCCAGGAUGCAGAUGAACGGGACCGGGAGUUUGGAGGGAAAGAGUCUGCCCUCCGCACCUAUGGCAGCCAGGCUGCAGAGCAGCUGGAGCAGGAUUUCGGGAAGAGUGCCUGGAUGAGGGACGGCAGUGGUGGCCGCAGCUCCCUGGCUCUUGGCCUGCAGGACAGGGGCUUCGGGUCGAGAACUGUGAGUGCCAGGUUCAGCCCUGAGGAUGCUCAGCAGCAGGAUGAGGAGUUUGAGAAGAAGCUCCCCAGUGGAGGCAGUCUGGGGGAGGCAGGAAGGGACGGCAGCCAGCCUGAAGAGAGAGAGUUGGGGGGCCUGUUCAGCCCCAACACACCCCAUUCGCAGGACGGGGCCCUCGGACAGAGAGACCAGAGCAGCUGGCAAGGCGACGGUGCCAGCCAGGAGGUUGGAGGGCUGCAGGGGAGACCACGAGCAGGGUGCCAGAGCCCAGGCAGGGCUGACCAGGGAGACAGGGAGAUGGGGCAGCGAGGCUGGGCCAGCGACUUCAGCCUCAGUGUCGUUCCCCAACCAGAGAUGACCUUCAGUCCAGGGCAGCAAGGCUGGAGUGGCGACUUCUGCAUGGAGACUCCCGAGAGGAGCCAUCAGUUUGGCAUCAUCGGCAAUGAUCGAGUGAGCGGCGCGGGCCUGAGCCCUCCUGACAAAUUGGGAAGCGGUCACUUUGUGUCUCCUGAGAAGACCUCUGCUGGGUCGCUGGAUUGGACUGACCAGCUGGGCCUCAGGAACUUGGAAGUGUCCAGCUGUGCAGGUUCUGGGACCUCAAGUGAGGCCAGGGAGGAUGCCUUGGGCCAGAGGGGCUGGUCAGACAAGCUGAGCUCGAGAGACCUGGGCCUGGCCAGCCGUUUGGAGACUGGAAGGCCUGAGGAGCCCAGGGGUGUUGCAGUUGGGGAGAAGGACUGGACUUCAGAUGUCGGGGUGAGGAGCAGAGAGCUAGCUGGGGUUGGGGAGGUAGGUGGCCACAGCCAGGCCAGAGAGAGUGGUGUGGGGCAGACCGACUGGUCUGGUGUGGAGUCUGGAGAGUCCCUUCAAUCCAGGGAACGUGGAGUGGGGCAAGCAGACUGGACACCCGACUUUGGGCUGAGAAACGUGGCGGCUGGCUGUAGCUCUCGGGAGCUUGGGGUGGGCCAGGUGGACUGGGGCAACAAUCUGGGCCUGAGGAAUUUGGAGGUGCCGUGUGACCUGGAACCUGAAGCUUCUCGGGAACCUCGGGGAUGUGGAGUGGGGCAGAUGGAUUGGACUCAGGACUUGGAGCUUCGGAGCACGGAGCUCUCUGGGGCCCUAAGUGAGGCCAGGGAGCGUGGGGUGGGAGAGGUCAGCCAGCGCCCAGAGCUAGGCCUCAGGAACCAUAGCUCGUCCCCUGGCCUGGAGGCUGGAGACCAUUUGGAGGCCAGGGAGCUGGGGGUCGGCAAGACGAGUGGGCCAGAGACCCAGGGCGAGGAUGAGGACUCCUCACCUUCCUUGGAGACCCGCCCUGGAGACCCAGGCAUGGAGACAGGAGAAGCACCCAGCUUUGGAGCCAGCCCCGGUGGGUGCUCCACCCGCUCCCCACCCUCCGGCUCCCACGCCCUGCUGGAGGAGAUACUGGCCACUAGCAGUUCCAAGGCGGCGGCCCGCAGGGAGUCUGCAGCCUCGGGCCUCAGGGGCCUGUUGGAAGAGGCAGGAGCCACAGCAGGUGCUGAUCGAGGGGAGCCCGGGGAGCCUGGCAGGGACCCUCUGCCCUCCUGGAGGCCCCAGCCUGAUGGCGAAGCCAGCCGGACAGAAGAGGUGGACGGCACCUGGGGUGCUGCCGAGGCCGGGCGGGGUGAGCAGGCCCCCACACGGCCCCCUCGGCGGCCCCCCCAAGGCCCUCUCCCCAGCGCCCCCAGUCAGGACUUCUUUUUCAUUGAGGACACCGAGAUCCUUGACAGUGCCAUGUACCGGAGCCGUGCCAGCCUGGGGCGCAAGCGUGGACACCGGGCCCCCGCCAUCCGGCCCGGGGGAACCCUGGGCCUGUCCCAGGCUGCGGACUCGGACGCACGCCUGUUCCGGGACUGUACAGAGCCGCGGGCUGCUCGGGUACCUUCUUCCGAUGAGGAGGUCGUGGAGGAGCCUCAGAACCGCCGGACAAAGAUGUCCCUGGGCUCCAAGGGCCUGAAAGUCAACCUUUUUCCGGGCCUGAGCCCGUCAGCCCUGAAGGCCAAGCUUCGCCCCCGCAACCGCUCAGCUGAGGAGGGGGAGCAGGUGGAGAGCAAGUCCAGCCAGAAGGAGACCACGGUCCAGCGCUCCAAGUCCUGCAAGGUGCCGGGGCUGGGGAAGCCCCUGGCGUUACCUCCUAAACCAGACAAGUCCUCAGGGUCAGAAGGAUCAUCACCCAACUGGCUGCAAGCCCUGAAGCUGAAGAAGAAGAAGGUCUGAGAAAUCACUGAGGUCCUUCCAUCUGGAAGUCUCAGGCAGUGCCCGCUCCUGUGGGGUCCCCAGUGAGGAGACAGCUGGGGGCCCACACACCCCAGGCCGCAGCCUCUGUCCCCCAGCGCCUCUGAGGAACAUCCUGGGAGGCACAUUUAUGCACUUUGUAUCACCUCCCCACCCCCCCACCCCGACGCCCUCCCUCCCAAUCUGGAUUCAGUCAUUAGUGGUCGAAGGUUUCGGUCCCCUCUCGUCCUAUUUCUGCCUCCCUCUCUGCUUCCUCCUCCAGCCUCCCUUGGGUUGUUUUUCUUUUGAUACCAAUUUAUAGCAUUUUUUAUAAAAGCCUUUGAUUUUUGUAACGGGCGGAGCCCUGCCCGACCCCAUCCCAGGUCUCCCUCGCCCUUCCAGGUGCCCCACAGAGACCAAUGACAUUUUGCCACUUGAAACAAUAAAGUUUUUUGGGAAUUGGUGCUGCCCAGGCUGUGGUGUGUGGUUGUGACACCUCGUUCCCCGCCCGAGGCUGCCGUUGGGUGCCAGUUUCAGCCCUGGGCCCCCGGCAGCUCACCCUGACACUGGGCACGUCAUUUCUCAAUGGGCAGGAGAGGCUGUGCUGGUUGGAACAGGCUGGUGUCCGAUUCAGCAACCCCUACAUUCCAGGCACUGAAUGCACAAAGGUUGGUUUUUCGUUUGUGGCACAAUCCAGCCUGGGCUUUGCACCCCACAGUCGCUCAGAACCCAGGCUGCCUCCCUAUUGAGGCGCAACCAUCUUCAGGAGCCUCCAUGUCCUCUGCACCUCCAGUGAAGCAAGGGAAGGAUCCUGGGGGAGACCGCCCUUCCGCCCACGAGAACGCCAUGCCUGACCCUGCCCUGGAGGGGAGACUGGAAUGUAGUUUGGCCAAGUGGCUAGAGAAAGAGGAGCCAAGAGUGGUUGGUUUCUGUGAUCUCUACGGGUUCCCAUGCUUCUGGAGUGUUCCAGACUCUGGCCUUCUCACCCAGCCCACAUCCACUGGCACCCCACUGCCCCGCAGGCUCGAUCUGUGCCUGC
This is a messenger RNA of Talpa occidentalis (Iberian mole), 6841 nucleotides long. RefSeq names its product tankyrase 1 binding protein 1 (gene CNOT12). Bases 343 to 5805 code for a protein of 1820 amino acids. The transcript has 12 exons. Lineage: Eukaryota; Metazoa; Chordata; Mammalia; Eulipotyphla; Talpidae. Gene Ontology annotation, biological process: cellular response to ionizing radiation; double-strand break repair. The record is from RefSeq and is a predicted model, not a curated record. Gene Ontology annotation, cellular component: nucleus; heterochromatin.